AUGAUUGGUGCUUUGGUAUUGACAUGGGACGGUACAUCUUUCAAUAGGUUUCAAUAUUCCUGGUGGUGUUGCACUUCUCUACUUGUGGAUUUGCAGCACCUUCUGCUGCGAGACGAGGUGUCGUGCUUGAAAUUGAGGGCCUACAAGACCUGGUGCUCCACCUCGCCAGGAGAGAAAGCCACCCGCUCGACCGAUGGGCACGGGCUGCUUCCAGCCGUUCCAAACCUGAUGAGCCGGUGCUGCGUCCAGGGCCUGGGCACGGGCUUUUCGAGUCACCUUGGCUGUUCUGACCGGGGGGAGAAAUAA
Durusdinium trenchii is the source of this 306-nucleotide messenger RNA. Lineage: Eukaryota; Dinophyceae; Suessiales; Symbiodiniaceae. The record is from the annotation of a GenBank genome assembly.